Messenger RNA from Melanaphis sacchari, 2250 nucleotides. RefSeq lists its product as uncharacterized. The coding region runs from base 620 to 1705 and encodes 361 amino acids. The transcript is spliced from 4 exons. The record is from RefSeq and is a predicted model, not a curated record. NCBI's taxonomy places the organism in Eukaryota, Metazoa, Arthropoda, Insecta, Hemiptera, Aphididae.
UCUUGAAUGAAUGAACCCCCGGUCGCCUUGGGCCGGUCCUCCGGUCCGUUCAACAGGUCACCAUUGGUCAACCGGUGGCCGGGUGGAAAACCCACGGUCACGCGGGUGGGGGGCCCGGCGGGCCGCCCUUACGUUUGCCGCCGCCGCUUCUGCCGCCGUUGCCGCCGCUCGGUCCACCGUCGAGACUUAAAUGUCCACCGGAGUCAGGUGGCUAUCUCAGUUGAUCGUUUUCGGUCGACGGUGGUCAUCCGCAUAAAUGUGUAAUAUAAUAUAAUAUUAUCGUCGACGUCGUCACGUACAACACUGCACGCGAGUUUUCACACUAUUAUAUUUAUUCAAUAUUAUUAUUAAUUUUUUUUAAAUUUUAUUCGAAUCGAUCGCAUAUUGUUUUUUUUAAACAGACUUUUCAGUUCGUCCGAUAUAACACACACACUCACUCGAGCAUACACACACACACACGCACAUUGACUUAUUAUUAUUGUUUUCCGAUCGUUUUUUAUAUUAUUAUUUUUGUUUAUCGUCGUUCGUAUAUCGACACCGCUUGCUCGCCGGCACAAUACAACGACGCGUCUCUCUCGGUACGUGUGUGACAUAUGAUAUAUACGUAUAUCAUUAUUGUAUGAACCGUAAUCAGUUCGGUCGGACGUACUUAAUAUUCUCGUCGGAAUACGUUUUUCGACGGAUUUUCAUAUUUGUCCAACAUUUCGACUCGCCCUCCGACGACCUCAUGGAGUCUUACGGAGGUGCCGGAUGUGUCGGUUGUUAUCGAGAACACUGCAGGCAGCGAACGCAUUCGGUGCCGAUCGCGGCGACCGCGCCAGACCGUCGGACGCCGUCACAGAUGAACCGCGGCCAAACUGCCCCCAGGAAAUUCGAUUUCGCCCGCCGUUCUUGUCGGCUUUUCAUCGCCGGUUCGUUCGUCAUUGGACUGAUAUUAGUUCCCUGCGCCAUGUCCGCGCCUACCAAGUCGUCAAAGUCUUCGUCACCGACGCCACCACAUCCCAUAAUCGCGUCCGGUACGCCGUUCUGGCAUAACCCGUGUGGCAUGCUUUUGUCGUAUGACGGUAGUGGUGGUGGCGCCAUGAUAAGCAGCGCCGUUGGCCACGAUAUUAUGAUGAUGGAAUCGGAAACGGAUUCGACGACACGGCGCGAAGAGGACAUCAUUCACGGCAUCGUCGUGGCUGCCGGUCAGGCUCUAACACACGCCGAACAGUUUACCGGUGCUUUCGUGGUCGAAACGUUUCACGUCGACGUAAAGAAAAACCACGAACACUGGAAAGGCAUCACGCUCGAUUGGCUGGAAAUGUCCAAAUACAUGCCUAAAGCGUUGGACGUGCCGCUCAGCAAGUCCUAUCUGGCUACUCUGACGUUCAGGGAUGUACUGCAUGCCGUGUACGUCGGCAUGCAAAACGUGGCCGUGGGCCUGGAACAAGUGGCGUGGGACCAGGAUCGGGAGAUGCUCCCGUACGCCAAGUACUUCAACGAAACCACUUUGAAACUGAAAACUAUCCUGUGCGAGGUGUCGAUGGCAAUUUAUGAUAUCAACGAAACGCCGGAACCUCACGUGGAAAGGGACAUCAUGCCGAUCGAGUCGAGAAUUUCGCGCGACAACCAAUCUCUCAGGGACUGGCUGAUACUGCGAGAGUAUAUGACCAGCCUCCAAUACGUGAUCGAGGCUUUCGGAUACCUGAAGUCAAAGAGAUAAUAGACACGUUUCGAUCGCUGCCGCUGCCACAGUUUCUGACCGCAUAAUCCAUCAUCACCGCUGAUACAUAUUAUCAUCAUUAUUAUUAUUAACUAUUAUUGUGAUUUAAUUUGUCGCCACUCGUUUUAUUUUCCGCACACGUCACUUAUUAUCAUAACAUAUAUUAUAUAUUAUUAAUAUUAUUAUUACUAUAAUACGACAUUACGGACACGAACGCCGCGCGUUUACGUUUAGUUAAUUACGUAUAUAAUUAAAAUAUUUAUAUUGUGCUUAAAUGUUUAAUAUUAUCGAACGUAAAUCAUUCAUCCCUCUCUCUACCUCCAGACACCUCAACUCAUCAACCGCUACCGGUCCCACCUCCAUGCCAUCACCUCGUCCAUCGUUCCAGUUGUUAUAAUAAGUAUAAUAAUUUUAAGCCAAUAUUUGUGUAAUGAUUUUGAUUUAUUCAAUUUGUUUUCAAACUACUCGCGCAUUAGCGUACAAACGUUUUAUAAUAUUACCUACUGCGUACGUUUAUUAUCGAUAUUAUUAUAACAUAUACUAUC